Messenger RNA from Lathyrus oleraceus (garden pea), 1404 nucleotides. RefSeq lists its product as uncharacterized. Bases 343 to 1215 code for a protein of 290 amino acids. Lineage: Eukaryota; Viridiplantae; Streptophyta; Magnoliopsida; Fabales; Fabaceae. The transcript is spliced from 5 exons. The record is from RefSeq and is a predicted model, not a curated record.
GUGAAGUGAGGUGAUGAUGGUGAAUGUUAGGAAUAUUAUACUUCUUAAUCAAAGAAUAUCACACCAUUGUCCAACUAGAAAUCCAUUUCCCUUCCAUUUCCAUGAUCCAAAAAGGGUUGUCAAGAAUAGAACUAAAGGAAUAUUUUAGCAUGCUUUAGGAACUAAAUUGUUUUUUCAAACCAAAAGAAAAAAAGAAAAAAAAGCAAGUAAUGUCGCACAAACCAAAAUUGAACAAGCUGUUAUUGAUAUUGUUACAUUGUUAGUAUAUAUGAAUAACAAACAAUUUCCUGGACAGUGUUGCAUAUAAUACAAUCAAAAUCUGUAAAUCUCAUCUCCGUUUUCAUGAAACAAGACGAGAGAAAACGCCGUUUCAACGAAGCAAUUGUUAACACUCUAUAUCCUACAUCUCCACAGCAUGAAUCGGACUCGGAACCAGUAAAAGACUUUAUCGAAUUGGAAUCUUACGCCGACGUUAUUUCAGAUGACUGUGAAAAUGCCUCAACAAGCGGCGAAGAAGGAGAACACGGUUAUGAGACAGAGAAACUCACUAGAGCUCAACGAAAGAGAAUUCUUAAGAAGAAGAUGAAGGAAGAAUCCAUCCUCCGUGGAAAGUUAAUUGGGCCGUUGAUGCCUCCAUCCCAAACAACACAGGCCGGGGAUAAGGAUCCUCUACCUGUUCGAUCAAAUGCUUCUAAGAAAGGUGAUGAGACUACCGGUGCUAACGCGAAGAGAAUGAAGCAGCGGAGGAUGGCGAAAAGGGUUGUCAGAGAAAGAGAAACGCGAGAUGCCUCUCCAUUGGACAAAUGUAAUCAAAUUUCAAGUGGUAUGAAAGAUGCUCGAAAAAAGCAGGGAGUAGUAGCAUUAUCAUCUUGUGAUGGUGAAUAUGUAGCAACUUCCUAUGCAGAAUGUCAAACCAUGUGGAUAGAAAUGCUGCUAAAGGAACUUAAGGUUAUGGGACAUGAGAAGAUGAAGCUGUUUGUAGACAAUAAAUCAACCAUGGACUUAGCCAAUCAUCCAAUGAGUCAUGUCAUAAGUAAGCACAUAGAGAGGAGAUAUCAUUUUCUUAAAGAUAAAGUGAAUAAAGGGAAGCUCAAGCUGGUGUAUUGCAGAUCACAAAUGCAGUUAGCUGACAUACUCACAAUAUCAUUGAAGAAGACAAGGUUCGGUGAGUUGAAAGAGCUUAUUGGAAUGAGAAGUUUAGAGAAUAUGAAUUAGGUGGAGUGUUGACGAUGUAUAAUUCAUAUUAUAUAUGUUCUGGUAGUUAUAAACUUUGUGAGAUUAGUUACAAAGUUGGUAAGAUUAGUUACAAAGUUCUGAACUAAUUGAGACUUGUAAAUGUAUACAUACUCAACUUAGUGACAAGAAUAUCAUCCUCCAUCAAAUGCAUAAGUACAUUAUCCAUCA